Molecule: messenger RNA, 402 nt
Organism: Diplodia corticola
Lineage: Eukaryota; Fungi; Ascomycota; Dothideomycetes; Botryosphaeriales; Botryosphaeriaceae
Exons: 2
Coding region: 1-402 (133 amino acids)
Source: RefSeq, a predicted model, not a curated record
AUGGCCGACGGAAAGGCUGCUUUCCGGUGGACCGAUGAGACGAAGAUGGUGUUCUUGGUUCACCUGUUUGACAGCGGUGCUGCUACGAUCGACUGGAGCAAGGCUACUCUCCCUCCGGGCAAGAGGGUAGCAGCCGUCAAGAUGAUGAUGAGGCGCCUUGCGGAUUCCUACAGGCCACAACUCGACAAACUCAAGAGCGGCGAGAUUGGAGAAGCAGACAGCGCCGAGCUGGCCAAAGCUUGUCCGGAGGAGGCAGCGUCCAAGGGCGAGGCAAGCGCCGAAGACGCCGAGGCCGAGGUCAAGAGUGAAGGCGAGCAGCACGGCGACGACGACAAGGAGGACGACGACGAGAAGGAAGAUGAGGCCAGCGAGCGUGACAGGAAGCAGACGCGCGACCAGUGA